UGACUUGACUAUUCAGUUUACCGCUGAACGCCGUACCGAAAGGAGGUCCUGCGAGCGAUUUGUUAGUUUAAUCAAAUAAAAAUAUUAAACGUUAAAUAUAUUAUUCAUAAAUCUGAGAUCUGUUGAUAUUUUAGUGCAAAGAUACUGCGGCGGAACUAAAAUUUGGGAUUUUAAGUGUCAAUUUUAGUGUUUACUAGUCAAAAUGGCCAUCCACAUCAAAGACUCUGACGACCUGAAGACCAGGCUGUCAGAAGCCGGCGAGAAGCUGGUCGUGAUCGACUUCAUGGCCACGUGGUGCGGACCCUGCAAGAUGAUUGGCCCCAAGCUUGAGGAGCUUGCCAACGAGCUGGCUGAUUCCAUCGUUGUACUUAAGGUCGACGUAGACGAGUGCGAAGACAUCGCAACAGAGUACAACAUUAACGCAAUGCCGACUUUCGUCUUCGUCAAGUCGUCCAAAAAGAUCGAAGAGUUCUCCGGAGCCAAUGUGGAGAAACUGAAGAACACCAUCUUGAAACUCAAGUAAAAAACUUGAAACUUGCAAUGCGAUCAAAUUAAAAAUAGGAACGUCAACGGCCUGUCAACUGUCAAUAUAGACUAAAAAACAACUGGAUUUGACCUGUACCAGAGAUAAGGAAAAAAAGAAAUAUAUAUAUUAUACCUAUACAUAUAUAUAAAAGACAUUCAGAUGAAUCUUUGAAGAUUAAA
Molecule: messenger RNA, 705 nt
Organism: Maniola jurtina (meadow brown)
Lineage: Eukaryota; Metazoa; Arthropoda; Insecta; Lepidoptera; Nymphalidae
Gene: Trx2
Product: thioredoxin-2
Exons: 3
Coding region: 203-523 (106 amino acids)
Molecular function (GO): protein-disulfide reductase activity
Source: RefSeq, a predicted model, not a curated record